AUAUGCAAUUGCAUGUUCAUGAGGCAUUCUGCACUUUCCAAAAACUGUGGCAACUUUGGGGGUGUGCCUGAGAACAACCACAAGAUCACUAGCAGAAGUGUGACCACAGACCAAACUAGGCACCAUACCUAUAGCUAUGUCCCUUUCACCAGUCCUAUCUGCAUUUUGUUUAUUAACGCAGUUCAUUAUUUAUAAUACUUCUGUUAUUAUGAACUGUGGAACUGUCUGCUUAUUAGUGUAUGGGUCUGUAUCCUUCAACCGCUGUACAAGGUAUGGAGAGAGAGAUAGAGGCUGGAAUAAGGAAAAGCAACAAAUCCAGUCACAGGGCUACUUGUUAUCUGAUGUAAGCAACUAUUAUGAAUUAUUGACUUCAAAAAUGUUUGACGCUAGUGACCGUCAUGGUAAGAAGCAGCUGUCCAGUGACCUGCCUUCAACACCAUUAGCAUACAACCAUGCACAGUGGAGGAUUUGUCAACUAGGACUUUAUCGACUUAUAAACUUUGGUACCAAGGUGGAGUAUUGCAGGCAACUGAUAGCACCACAAAACUAAACUGAAUGUAAAUGUUUAGACUUGGAAGGUACAAAACACAGCUCUUCAGUGGUAGGUUAUUUACAGAUACUGUUUCAGCUAUGAAGUUUAUUUCGUGUAUAACAGGGUAAGAUGUGUGUGUAUGUACUGUAGAGCAUCCAACAAUAUGCUGUGUUGUCUUAAAGACUGUUUUUCUUGUACAAAGUCAAAUUUCCCGUGUUUUUACCACUCGGUUGAAAUGUAGCUACGUUUCAUCCACAAGAUGGCUGUAAUGAAAACUUGACAUUAUUUAUUUGUUCACACUCCAUUUUUUUAGGUCAUCAUAGAAUUGUUUGUUGAAAGCAAUAUCUGGAGUAUUGUGAUGUAAGUAGAAAGAGUUUUGAGAAAACCUUUUCACAUAUCUGUCACACAGGAAGUUCAGAU
This is a messenger RNA of Zootermopsis nevadensis, 952 nucleotides long. The record is from RefSeq and is a predicted model, not a curated record. Lineage: Eukaryota; Metazoa; Arthropoda; Insecta; Blattodea; Termopsidae.